Molecule: messenger RNA, 2472 nt
Organism: Physella acuta
Lineage: Eukaryota; Metazoa; Mollusca; Gastropoda; Physidae
Product: rho-associated protein kinase 1
Source: RefSeq, a predicted model, not a curated record
GUCCGAACUGAGUCUUAGCUUUUUAGCGCCAUGGAAACAUGAAUAAAAAAAUAAAAAUGGAAGCUGAAUGACAAAGUAGUAAGAAAAGUUGGAUGUAAAUGUAGUAUCAAAUGGAUCAUGUGGCAACAUCUAGGACGAAAACAAAAAAAACCCCAUUAGAAGUAAUUUCAUUGAGAAGAGACGUUCAUAAAUAUCACACACUUUAUGAAAAACAGAAGGAGUAUUAUGAAGAUAAGAUUGAAAAGCUGUGUGAACUAUCUAUUCAGUACAGAAAUCUAGAGGAAAGAUUCAAUGUUCAAGAGAAGGAAGUUGAUGUUUUACGUACUGAAAAAGAUAAGCUUUUAAUGUCCAUACAGUUAAAAGAAAAAGAAAACAUGAAGAAAAGUUUUGAACUGGAUGCUCUGGUGAAGAACUAUCAAGAAUUGUCUCAAGCUAUGCAGCAAUUGGAUAGGCAUGUCCAGUUCCUGCAGAAAGGGCAAAAUGGAGUGUCAGGCAACGCUGAUUCUCCAGAAGGAUCAGUUGAGAAUCCACCAAACUACUAUUUUAAAAAGAUUAGUGAAAUACUUGGCAAAAAUGAUUUUCUUAACACAAAUAAUUGUAAACCAGAACUUAGAAAUGCACUAAAUGAGUUCCCAUCAAUGGACAAUGUCUUCACCACAGCAGAGAAAAUGCUGGCCAGUAGGGACAAAAUACAGGAUACAGGCACACUGAAUUCUUCCUUACAAACAGAGAAAGACAGACUUUCUAGACUGCUUAAUAACCCCAAGUUACAGGUUGGAUAUGCUCAACAGAUGAUCAACACAGAUAAUAAUAAUUUGACUACACAGUCAAGCGAAUCAGAUACUAGUGAGAAAUCAGACAGUGCAAGCUCAGAUGGUCCUGCCCCUGGAGUUGACAGCAACAGUAUGUCAGAGCAGCUGAAAAAGAAGCUCCAGCUCUGCGAGACGUACCUGAAAAAGGAAAAAGAAAUCAACAUGGUCUACAAGAACAAGAUGACCAAACUGGUGGAGAAACUGCAAGCAGACGUCAAGUCAUCCCAAGUCAACCUGGAGAAAGUCAAGUCGGAGGAGACGGGCAUCAAAGCACAAGCUGAGCAGCUGGAGAAAGAGAAGGAGAAUCUUCAGAGGGAGUUACAUUCAACAGUCUCCAUGCUGGAGUCUCAGAAUGAAGCCAUCCAAAAGCUCUUAUCUCAAAAUAAUGAGGUUGUCUCCCAAAGUCAGAACAGUAAAAGUCAGAUCAAACUUCUGAAGGAGAAGAACAGAGUCCUGGAGGACAUGAUGCAGAUACGCAGCUUGCUGUAUGAGGAUAAAAUAAAGCAGUUGGAGCAGUCCAAAACUAAAAAGAGCUUGGUCUCAAGAGCUAUUCAGACUGCUGAACUCAAUAAUAGAUUGAAUCAUCAUAGAAACAGUACUAAGUCACAACCCAAGAAAGACAACUUCUCCUCCUAUUUCCAGUCUCUUCAGCAUGUUUCAAAGUAUGAGUUGGUGCUGAGGAUUCAGGACUUGUUAAAAAAACUAAUUGACAAGUCUGAGGUGGUGACCCGUUUUGAAAAACUACUGAAGCAGAAGUGCGCUAUUUUAAGGAAUAUUUUGGUCCAGGCUGCCCAGUGCACCUCCUGUCCUGCAUCAAAGGAAGAACACGCCCCCCAGAAAGUUCAGGCUAGAAGUGCAGACAGUAACAUGAACAAGCAGCAGUGUACUAAAACAAGAGACCAGAAGCCACCACAUCACCCUAGUAAAGAGAGGCCACAGCGGACUCGUGAGAACUUUUCUCUGAAAGAAAUCAGCCAGGCUUUAAACCUCAAUCCUGAUGACUUGUCCAGAGCUUUGGAGCUCCAUAAAAAACAGGAAGGGCCUGCUCGCCCCAGGAGGAGGAGAAGGCCACCCCACCUAGAGACGCCGGUCUCAGAAAAACAGCCAGAAUUUAUCAGCGUGGAUCCAGAACUUUGUGGCGCUGGAAAACAUCAUGAUCGAGGUGAAGCUCCAGUUGAGAGACCCACGCCAAAGGCUGCCAAGAGGUGCUGCAAGUGUCCCCAUAUGUGUAACAAUGGAUGCAUGUAUGAAAACAAUUCAUCGGAGAAGAUCUCAGAUCAGGCUCAAGGGAUGAGGGUGAGAGGGCUGAAGCAGGAUGUGCUGAGGUACGUCCAGCAGAAAUUUGGCGCUGAGUCACAUCUUGGACAUGUGGUCAGCUCUGAUCAGUCGUUGUCAAACAAUUUGUUGAAACACGCUGAGCUGUUUGUUAUCCUGCAAGAGCGCAAGAAAUGAAAGCACGGCGCUGAGAUUAUUGUCAUACUGCAAGAAACAAGACAGUGAACAAUGCUAUCUUUCAACCAGCAAGAAUGCAAAAAAAUGAAACACCAGUCACCCACAUUCAAGUCACCAAACCAACUAUUCCAGGACCAAUUCAGAAUCUUCACUGAUACAGCGUCACAUUUUUCAUGUCACUGGCUGUUGCUUAUAAUAAAACACUGUG